AUGCAGUUCAUCGUUGCUGUUGGAGGCAACUCGCUUACGAUGUCUGUUCUACUUGGUCCUCAUAUGAAAAAUAGAGCAAAUCUACUGCUGGCGUUUCUUGCUUUCUGCGAUAUACUCGUAUUUGUGAUGAUGUUUCCGCAUUACCUCGCUUCUCUGGAUCUCUUUGCAAACAAUCUGGAGUUUCGUUAUAUAUACUACCUCACAAAAAGGCAUCUUGGGGCGUUGACUAAUUGGUUCUCAGCUGCAGCAAUUUGGUUUGUGCUUGCUGUCUCUGUUGAACGUCUGUUGAUUAUCAAAUUCCCUUUUCGCUCAUUGGAUAAUUAUAAUAAGAAUCCGACGUCGGAGUUUGUUCGAGAGUGGAUCGAGUUGUCCGUUUUUUUAAACGCUGCCUUUGCUGUAUUAUUACCUGUGUUUGCCGUGGGUGCGAUAAAUAUUUCACUCAUCAAAUUGAUGAAGAAGAGGAACUGUGAGGAGUUGCUCGUCAAUUCGGUAAAUGUUAAUCCGGAAGCAAUCCAUGAGCAAGAGCGAAAGAUGACAACAACAGUGUUGGCCAUUGUUACUUGCUUCACGCUCACACAGGGUCCAUCUGCCAUAGUGUUCGUCUAUCAAAUACUAUACGGAUCCACUAGCAAUCUGCAAAUUGCAUCUGUAGUCGCCAAUCAGUUGGUCCUUACUGGAAAAAUGCUCAAUGUUGUACUAUUCUGCAUGACUUCUUCAACGUUCAGAAGGAAGCUAGUACAAACCUGCAAAAGAUGGCUCUUCCUAAUCUGCUAUUGUGAGCAACAAAGCUCACGCUUAUCACAUGCAAACUCGAAAUCCGGCAUGACACAACGUACAUCGGUGAUGUCUUCGUGGAGCUUUCGCACUAUGCGAUCGUCGUUCAUGUCUCAUGUAUCGCAGAGAUGA
Cylicocyclus nassatus is the source of this 906-nucleotide messenger RNA. The record is from the annotation of a GenBank genome assembly. Lineage: Eukaryota; Metazoa; Nematoda; Chromadorea; Rhabditida; Strongylidae.